Molecule: messenger RNA, 483 nt
Organism: Nasonia vitripennis (jewel wasp)
Lineage: Eukaryota; Metazoa; Arthropoda; Insecta; Hymenoptera; Pteromalidae
Exons: 1
Coding region: 1-483 (160 amino acids)
Source: RefSeq, a predicted model, not a curated record
AUGAUUGAUGAUAGACUGACUCAGAUUCUUCCACCAUGUGAAAUAACACGAACGCCUCAAUCUGUAAAUAAUCUGAAGCAAUGGAAGGCUUCUGAAUUUAAGAAUUUUUUGCUGUAUAAUUCGGUACCUGUAUUAAAAGAUAUUCUUCCAUCUGCAUUUUAUAAAGAUUGGACCGAGUUUGUCUAUGCUAUACAUGUAUUUGACAGUGACAGUAUUGGAGGUGAAGAAUAUGAACAAGCUUCAAGAGCAAUCAUACAUUUCGUCAACAAUACUGAAACUUUAUACGGCAAAGAAUUAAUGAAAUACAAUGUUCAUUUAAUGUUGCACGUCCCACAGGCAGUAAAAGACUUUAGCGCUCUCUGGGCAUGGUCAGCAUUCCCUUACGAAUCAUACAAUUUCAUACUAAGGAAUAUGCUGCAAAGUUCGCAAGCAAUUUUGCAACAGAUUUGUAAAUCGUACUUACGUUUCCAAACAAUCAAAUGA